Messenger RNA from Triticum aestivum (bread wheat), 1608 nucleotides. RefSeq names its product zinc finger MYM-type protein 1-like. Bases 155 to 739 code for a protein of 194 amino acids. Lineage: Eukaryota; Viridiplantae; Streptophyta; Magnoliopsida; Poales; Poaceae. The record is from RefSeq and is a predicted model, not a curated record. The transcript has 2 exons.
CAAACAAGGAGAGACUAUUGAACGAUUUUUAGGUAUUAAGCAUGUCCCGGACACAACAUCUGCUUCUUUAAAGAAGGCAUUGUUGGAGGUUUUUGCAAAACACGGUCUGGUUGUUGCGCGACUACGAGGGCAAGGGUAUGAUGGGGAAUCUAAUAUGAGAGGAGAAUUCAAUGGCCUUCAGAAGUUAAUUCGAGAUGAGAACCCAUAUGCUUUCUAUAUCCAUUGCUUUGCCCACCAACUGCAGUUGGUAGUUGUUGCUGUUUCGAGAUGCUGCAAGGGUGUUGAGGAUUUUUUUGAAUAUGUGACCAUGAUAUCUAAUCUCAGUACGUCAUCUUGCAAGAGGAAGGAUAAAUUGCUUGACAAGCAAAAACAAGUUCUUUUGGAUAAGAUUAGGGGAGGUGAGAUGCCCACAGGAAAAGGGAAAAAUCAAGAAACAUCAUUGGUCAGACCUGGAGAUACAAGAUGGGGCUCUCAUUACACAACCUUAUCUCGCAUUGAAUCAAUGUGGGAUGCAGUCAUAGAAGUUUUGGGCAUUGUUGAGGAUGAUGUGCGUGUUCCAUGUAGAGCAGGAGGUUUGGUUCAUCAAAUGGAGACUUUUAGCUUUGUGUUCAUCCUGAAGAUGAUGCUAAAGAUCCUUCGUAUGACAAAUGAUUUGUCUCUUCUAUUGCAAAAGAAGGAUCAAAAUGUUGUUCAGGCAAUGUCAUUGGUUACGGAUGUGAGAACACGUUUGAUCAACUAGAGAAAUGAUGGUUUGGAGCCACUCUUGGAAGAUGUCAAAGCCUUUUGCACCAAAAACAACAUUCCAAUACCAAAUAUGGAUGACAUGUUUACAAAGUGGGGAAAAUCAAGAAAAGGUGGACGAAACAAUAUCACAGCUGAUCAUUUUUUCGUGUGGACACAUUCUAUGCUGCCAUAGACUCCAUCACCACAGAGUUUGAUCAUCGUUUUAAUGAGGUAUCUUCAGAGCUGCUCCAGAACUUCUCUUGUCUUGACCCAAGAAACUCCUUUUCUAGGUUCAAUGUGAAUAAGCUUGCUAGACUCACAGAGAUUUAUUAUGAGGAUUUCUCAGAUUAUGAAUGUGAACAUAUAGUUGAUAACCUCGACCUAUUCAUUAUCCAUAUGAGAAGAAUUGAAGAAUUUAGAGCUUGUCAUGAUAUUGCAAGCCUAGCUAAAAAGAUGGUUGAACUUGAAAGGCAUGUCAUGUUUCCUGCUGUUUAUCGCCUCAUUGAGUUGGCAUUGCUACUACCGGUAGCGACGGCAACAGUUGAAAGAGCCUUCUCAUCAAUGAAAAUCAUCAAGACUGAGUUGCGCAGCAAGAUGUCUGAUGGCUGGCUUAAUGACUUGAUGGUGUGUUACAUUGAGCGAGCGAUCUUCAAAAGUAUUGAUCUUGAUAAAAUUAAGGAAGAUUUUCAGAAGGAAGGUAGGGCACUGCCAUUGCCUGGGUCUUCUACACGCCAUUAAAAGCUUCAUUAUCGGUAUGUUUUAGGUUGUUUUCCUAUUGAGACAUGACUACAUUUCCAUUGUAUUUGGUUAUUCGUUCGUAGUGUGUAACUGUGUAUUGUUAGUGUAUUGACUCUUUGAUUCGCAUCAAAAAAAUCUUAAUAAGAC